CAGUAAACAAGUGCAUUUAAAGCAUCCUUGUGAUGGGAGCUUACUGUAUAUGUUUCAAAUCUGAGGUAAAUGAUAAUACAAAACAAUAAUACAUAUAAUACAAGAUAAUAUCAACAUUCAUAGUAAGUACACUACUGUUUAAGAUUUUAAUCCUAAAUGAGUAGGAACCGUCAAUAUUCUUUAGGAUAUACAUAAUUACAAUUACUUUUCUUUUUUUAGCCUGGGUUGGAUCUAUCAGUUACGGCCUUAUUAUGAUUUUUGGCCCAGUUUCUGGAAAAAUGACAGAAAAAUUUGGAGCGAGGAUAGUAUCAAUAUUAGGGUCAAUAUUGAUUAUAGUCUCUAUUGCUGGUUCAUCUUAUGCUUCAAAAUUGGAUUUUCUUUUCCUGACCCAUGGAGUUCUGACUGGAAUAGGAUCCAGUUUUGCUUUUACCCCCGGUAUGAUAAUGAUAAGCCAGUAUUUCACUACCCAGCGCUCUUUAGCCACUGGGAUUGUAAUGUCCGGAGGAGCAGCAGGGGCUCUGGUCCAGACCCGCCUUCACCAAUACCUCAUAAGGACUGUGGGCUGGAGACAGAGCAUGCGCAUAUUUGCUGGUAUAAUGGGAAUUUCUGUAGUGGCUGGUUUUGCAUACAAACCUCUGAAUCCACCAGGACAUUCUCGAAGUGUUGUUGAGAAUCUCAGUACCUCACCAAUAAAAGGGUUCAUCGUAGAUCUUGGGUUGUGGAAAGACAGAGUCUUCUUGAUUUGGGUUUUUGCCAAUGGUUUAGCAAAAUUUGGAUUCUUCAUUCCUUAUGUGCACCUGAUAAAUCAUGGAGUACAAUUAGGAAUUCCUUUUGAAUUGGCAACUAAUAUUAUGCUGGUACUUGGAAUGAGCAGUUUUAUAAGUAGAAUCAUCUUUGGGAGAAUCUGUAAUUCCAGCAGAAUUAACCGUUUGUAUAUCAAUCAAGGUUCUGUGUUCACUGUUGGGUUGCUGUACUUGUUAAUUCCUUUGUUUAAAACCUUUGGUUCCCUCGUUGCCUUUGGCUUGUUCCUGGGAAUAGCCGAUGCAGGAAACUAUAUCCUUCUUCCUGUCCUCACUUUUGAUUUGAUGGGGUCUGAGAGGAUGGCAGUAGCUUGGGGAUUCAUGCUAACUGUAAAUUCGAUCAGUUGUUAUGGACCUCCCUUUGCAGGUUGGAUGUAUGAUAUGUAUGGCAGCUACAAUCUUGGCUUCAUUGUAGCUGGAGCUCUCAAUGUAGCUUCAGUCUUUGUUCUUGCUCUUAUUCCAUGGGCAAAACGUUCAUCAAUGCAGAAUCGCAAAAGCAUUCUCAGUGUUUCCAUGAACGAAACCACACACGAGAUCAAACCCUGGAUUGACAACAAUACCAUGGAGGUAAUAAGCUUUAUUAUCAGUACUGUUAUUGUCACAAAGUUUAAAAAAAAAGGAUCUGGAAAACUAAUGAAAAAACAUAACUUAUUAUUUAUUUUACAAGGUGAUGCAGUAUUUGUAAUCUACAAUUUGUUUACGUUAGUAUUAAAAUAAGCUAAUUGAGAAGGCAUAUGUUAGUAUUCAGCAUGCAAUAGUUGCUGUGUAUACUUAUAUCCUUAUAUUCGUUCAUUAUAGCUAGUUCCUUAGAACAUGGGUUAACAUUUAAUUUUUUUUGUUUUUUUUUACAGUAUUAUGUUUUUUUUUUUUAUUCAUACAGGGACCGAGAGCAGCACAAUAUGUACAAUAUGUCUCAAGGACAAACUUUCAGCAACCAGAACUGCAAAUGGAUUCCUUAGCUACAGAGCAGAAUGAGAGGCAAUCAGAAGAUGUUUCUCCUAAUGUUUCUACCUUUUAAAAAUGCAUUUGUUUUCAACAUGGGUGCUGCAUGUCAGUGUGUACUUUCUGCAUUUAAAAAAGGAAACAAAAAUAAGUAAUGUUGCUGUUCAGAGUAUUUUAGUUUUAAAAAUGUAGGUAUUUUUUCAAUGUUGUUCAGUUUUAUGCGUUUACAGAUUGCCCAAAUUGUGGCCAUUUUGGCAGACUCAAGUUAUAUUUUUUAUUGACAAUUCAGAAUAAAAUGUAUAUAUUUUAUCUGUAAGUAUGUAUGUAUGCUAUCUAUUUCAGUGUAUGAAAUAUCCUGACCGUUAGUAGAAAGUCAGAUACAACGAAAAUCCUAAAUCCUAUUUUAAGCAGUUAGAACACAAGUUUCUAAGUUUAUGAAAUCUGUUUCCAGUAUAACAAAGUUACUGCAGUAACUUGAGUACAUUUUGACAAACACUAAACACUAAGGUCAACACUAAAAAUGCAAAUGCCCCCUGGUGAGAAUUCAAAAUAGUAUUUAACCCUAAUAUUGUUUACUCUUCUGACUUAAACAUAAAAAUUGAACACCAGAAACAGUCAGUUAGAGAAGGGCAUA
Molecule: messenger RNA, 2376 nt
Organism: Acipenser ruthenus (sterlet)
Lineage: Eukaryota; Metazoa; Chordata; Actinopteri; Acipenseriformes; Acipenseridae
Product: monocarboxylate transporter 10-like
Exons: 6
Coding region: 252-1517 (421 amino acids)
Biological process (GO): transmembrane transport
Molecular function (GO): monocarboxylic acid transmembrane transporter activity
Source: RefSeq, a predicted model, not a curated record